ACUAAAUGCUAACUACUCAUCCUGAUCCUUUCCGAACAUCUUCUUUGCCACCUCCAUGGAAAUGUCUUCGCGCCACUGAGCUUAGAUAAUCCUGUGUGAUAGGCUCAUCUCAACACAGGUGACAGCGGAUGACUAAGGCCGUUGUCGAUCUUCAGCCGGACAAUGACAUCCCCAUCUUGCUCCAACUCCCACCUUUCUAUCGUUCUAUUCUUUGGAUAACCCAGUAUACCCUCAUUAUCAUCUGUAACAUUGGAGGACAUGCCUUUCUGUUCCAGAAGAGAAUGAGUGGUGUUCUUUCACUGGCUGUGAAAUUCAUUCUUUUUACUACUAGUCCUAUUGACCCCACUCCGGCCAUCUUAUCGGCUUAGAUCGAUUAGCCUUCCCUUUCCGCCGACUCCGAAUCUUGAUAUUGAUAUCUGUCGCUGGCUUGAUACUUGUGUCAUAGAGCCAUCUCACAAUGAUUGGUGAGGGCCCGGAGGACGGUUCCCGAGUCUAUAUCCCACCCGUUCUCGACUCUGAGAAUCGUACGGCCGAUCCCGAUACUUCCGACGACUGUUUGCUCCCUCGAGAUGAAGAGGCCGGCCCCAGUUAUGUCCCCGUCUGGUUACGGGAGUCCUCCAAGUCGUUUCGCUGGGGCUGGGUACCUCUGCCUAUUCGAAAGGUUGCACGCGCUACUGCGAAUUGGGUGAAGGGCCCGAAUCCUCCACAUUCGCUGCUGCUCAAACCGCUAUUUCCGCAAAUCCAAGAGCUUCCGGUCCGGUAUCUGAACCGAUUGUUCCCUAAGCGGAAACACAAGAUCUCUUUACUUGUACUCCUAUAUAUCGCUUGGUUUACUCCUUCGACCCUUGUUCUGCUUCACUCUCGUUCGGCUGGCUACAUCGAGGGAUAUGGACGACUGCAAACCCUUUCGUGUUCGACGACUUUUUGGGAGCAUGGAAAUGGAUGUGGUCUCAACGGGAACGAUUGCCGUCCCUUUUCUGCCUCGACCGUUGCUUUCCGUUGCCCGGCAAACUGCCACGAUGUCAAAUUGUUGCAACCUCACACCGUUGGCAACCAGACUUACAGCUACCGAGGACUAGUCGUCGGAGGACCACAACCAGAUUCGUCCGAGCCCGGUGUGUACCGAGCCGACAGUUUCGUGUGCCAGGCCGCUAUCCAUGCUGGGGUCAUCACCAACGCAGUUGGCGGCUGCGGUGUUGUGAAGCUAGAGGGAGCGGCACACUCAUUCCCCGCUUCGAAACAGAACGGGAUUCAGUCUGUGGGCUUUCCGUCGACUUUCCCAAAGGCCUUCAGCUUCGUCGACCUGGCCUCGUCCCAAGGUACUUGCCCUCCAGAUCCGAGAUGGACUCUUCUGGGCAUAACCAUUGCCGCCCUCGCACUUCUGUGGCUCUUCUCGACGUCGCCGCCGGUCCUGUUCUUCAGCACCUUUUUCAUGCUCUUUUGUCAAGUGGGAUUGGUGUCUGAUCCGCCAUCAAUGCCCCAGUUCACUGACCUUUUGUCCACUCUACUUGCGCGAUUAUUACCGGCAUCGUUCGUAGUCUACGUGCUGUACAAGUAUUGCGCGCGUCCUCUCCUGACGCCGCUUUCGCAGCCCAAGUUCCAGUUGACCAAGACGUUCUUAUACCUGCCACCGGCGUUCAUCGGGGCCUUGAACAAUUACACUUUUGCGAGAUUGAUUCCGCUAGAGCGUCUGACCCCUCAGGAUAUUCAGCGGCAGCCGGGAGCGAAAUUGGCGUUGGCUCUGGUGAUUCCGACCGUGGUCGUAGUUAUCCUCAGCCAGGCCUGGCAAAUCCGCCAGGGUGGCUUGAUGCCGCAUUAUCUCAAGGUGUACUGCACCAUGGGUCUCAUUCUUCUGAUUUUGCUUCCACUACCAGGGCUUCGCCUUCGGAUUCACCAUUACAUUCUUGCCAUCCUGCUGAUGCCAGGAACGGGAAUUCCCACGCGACCGUCGUUGAUCUAUCAAGGGCUGCUACUAGGGCUAUUCAUCAACGGUGUGGCGCGCUGGGGGUUGGUGGGGGCAACAUACCCCAACGUCACCGAUGCGUCUGUCAUCAUUUCGCUUCCUGAUGCGGGCUCCCACGAGUAUCGUGGCAAUGGUAAUAUUACUUUCGAGCUAUGGGAGAGAGAACGCAUGGCUCAGCUUGAUGUCGAUGGAAUCAGUGUUCUGGUCAAUGAUGUGGAACGCUGGCGAGGAUACUUGGACGAGGAUAAGCGGGGAGAAUUCACCUGGCACCGACAUGGACAUAACGGUCUCGAGUUGUUGCAUGGUCCUACGAUUGAAAGUGACCCGGACGCCGGCGUGGCUGUCACCAAUGCGAAGGAUGACGACAAACCCGAGGAUCUCUUCUUCCGCUUCGCCUUCCUUCGAGGAGCUGAAGCGGGCAAGUACGGACCAGCAGGGGUUUGGCUUGAAGACGGGUCGUGGCUCCCACCUGCGCCCCCGAAGGCUUAG
Molecule: messenger RNA, 2452 nt
Organism: Aspergillus novofumigatus IBT 16806
Lineage: Eukaryota; Fungi; Ascomycota; Eurotiomycetes; Eurotiales; Aspergillaceae
Product: LCCL domain-containing protein
Exons: 3
Coding region: 458-2452 (664 amino acids)
Source: RefSeq, a predicted model, not a curated record